AUGGUCUACACAGGUAAGCCCAGCCGGGGCUGCGGCAUGUGCAAAAGCCGCCGAAUCAAGUGCGACGAGAAACGGCCAACAUGUGGAAACUGCAAGAAAUCGUCGCGAUCCUGUCCAGGCUAUCCAGACGAUUUUGAUCUGGUUUUUCGGGAUGAGAACAAGGCGAUGCUCAAGAAGGUGAGGAAGUGUUCUGGGACGACUUCGCCAGGUAGCAGUGCUGGAGCGUCAAGCUCGCAUCCUUCUCCACAUCCAUCUCCAUCUUCAACCUUUGAGGUGGUUUCAGAAGAAAAAGGCUCUGUAGGAGAGCUUGCCUUUCAGACCGCAACAUCGUCAUCACAUGCAAGCCAGUCACAACAGGUACUGCCUUUGAACAACUACAGGGCGCAACAAGUGCCUUUUGACCAUCCUUUCGACUUUGAAACUUUCGUCUGGAAUCUCCAAACAGCCCAAGUGCCGCCCACGAUAUCACUCGCUCCGGAAUGUGAGGCAGUGCCUUUCUUUUUCAAAAACUUUACCGCCCUUCCGCAACAGGCCGAAAGUACGAGAGGAUUUCUCGAAUACCUAGUGCCACUUUACAACCGUGCCCGUCCAAAUUCAGUUCUACAUCUUGCCACCACCGCUGUUGCAUUGGCAGCGUGCGGACAAUAUCCCGGAAGACAUGAGCUCCUUCGUGAAGCUGUCUCUACGUAUGGCAAAGCCAUCAAGAAAUUAAACGAGGACUUGAAACACCCCGCAAAAGCGAAAAGCAACGAGACCGUACUUGCUAUCCUCAUGUUCUCAUUAUACGAAACAAUUAUGAGCACCGAUGACACAAUCGCAGCCUGGGGUAACCAUGUUGAUGGUGCUGUUGCACUAACCAAACUAAGAGGAAUGGAGCAAUUCAAGGAUCCAAUGUCUCAUGCUAUAUUCCGUGCAGUACGAACCAUGAUGAUCACAAGCUGUGUUCAACGUUCAAAACCGGUCGACUCCUUUCCCAGCAAAGCUGGCUGGAUAGGCCAGGGUGAUAUCCACGACGAAAAUGCAGCAAAUCGACUAACCCUAAUUUGCAUUGACCUGCCCAGCCUACGUGCUCGCGCAAAUACCCUUACCAACAUGCCUUACGACCCAGCCUACGAAUCAGAAGCCAAACAAAUCCUCGACUUUGCGCAACUGGUGGACAGCAACCUUGAAGAAUGGUACCGUACAUUACCGCCGGAAUGGAGGCCUCGCAUAAUCGGCAUCGUUAGCGAGUUGAUUCCAUCCGAGGAACUUUCAUUGGCAGCAAAAUGGCCAGGGGAGCAACACGUGUAUCAUGAUGUGCCAUUGGCGAGCAUCAUGAAUGACUACCGCGUAUGUCGAAUAUUCUGUACAAGGGUCAUCAUGGCAUGUGUGGAGUGGCUUAACUCGGGCCCUAACUAUCGAGAUGGAGAUAGAGCGCGGAAUAAGAGCGUCUAUGUGAUCCAGAAGAUGGUAGACGAGAUCUGCGCAUGUGUGCCUUUUCAUUUGAGCUAUGAGCUGCAGACGGCCGCCAAGGAGAUGGGACAGGAGAAGAAUGCCGCUGAGGCCUUUGGGGGGUACUCGUUAGUCUGGCCACUAUACGUCGCAGCCAAUGCAGAUAUGAUACCGCAAGAGCAACGUGACUGGCUCUUUGGCCGACUCUCAGUCAUUGGCACAAAGUUUGGAUUGAGUAGUGCACAGGUUCUAGUACUGGCAAGGAGACACGUGCUCACAUGUGGGCCAAUGUUCCCAUAACGCAAGGCUACUAUUGAGGGCUGGUGUUGUAUGAAUAUGGUUGAAACGGGAGUAUCAUGAAUGUAUUUCUUUCGUUUAAGCAAUAAACACAACAGGCCCUGUUGAAA
This is a messenger RNA of Pyrenophora tritici-repentis Pt-1C-BFP, 1838 nucleotides long. RefSeq names its product C6 finger domain protein. NCBI's taxonomy places the organism in Eukaryota, Fungi, Ascomycota, Dothideomycetes, Pleosporales, Pleosporaceae. The record is from RefSeq and is a predicted model, not a curated record. Gene Ontology annotation, molecular function: zinc ion binding; DNA-binding transcription factor activity, RNA polymerase II-specific. Gene Ontology annotation, biological process: regulation of DNA-templated transcription.